UAGCCUGCUAGCAAAUCCAUUUAAUGUGACAUUAUGGGGGAAGACUUUUGACUUUAUAUUUAACAUUCCAUUUACAAAUUAGCUUUGACCUUGAGAAUUUUGAAUCAAGUAUUCCAUUCAGAAUCUCAAAUUAAAAUUCCUGAACUUGGGUGGGCGCUCAACAAUUGCCUAACCAUUUGCCAUUUCUGUACUUGUUUUCUCAAUCAUGGAGAUUUGGUUAUUCAUCCCCAUCUCCCUCGCAGUCUCUAUCCUCUUAAAGCUCGUCAUCAACCAUCUCCUCUCCACCAAGAAUUCCACCCACAAACUCCCUCCAGGCCCAUCUCCCUUGCCCAUCCUUGGCAGCUCUCUAUGGCUAACCACAACAGUCUUCGAUCUCGAGUCAGCUCUGCGCUCUCUCCACUCUAAAUUCGGUCCACUCCUCACUCUCCACAUGGGCUCACGCCCCGCCAUCUUCAUCGCCGACCGCUCCCUCGCCCACGAAGCAUUGAUCCAGAACAGUUCCAUCUUUGCUGACCGCCCUCCAGCUCUCGGAAUGGAAAAGAUCAACACUAGUGAUCAACAUACUAUCAGCUCUGCUUUCUAUGGACCUACGUGGCGCCUUCUAAGGCGAAACCUCACCGCGAAAGUCCUGCAUCCUUCCAAUAUCAAGUCCUACUCGCAUACCAGGAAAUGGGUUGUGCAAAUACUCAAAGAUCGUCUUGAAUCAGAGUUUAAAGAGAGAGGAAGGAUUCAAGUAAUGGGUCAUUUUCAGUAUGCCAUGUUUUGCUUGCUGGCCUUUAUGUGUUUCGGUGAUAAUCUUGAAGAAGAUCAGAUCAGGAAGAUUGAGGAGGUCCAGCGUCAAUUGUUAUUAAAUUUUGUUGAAUUCAGUGUGUUCAGCUUCUGGCCAAGUGUGACUAAGGUUUUGUUUAGAAAACGAUGGGAUGAGUACAUGCAAAUCCGAAAGAAUCAAGAAAAUGUAUUGAUUCCUCUGUUAAGAUCAAGAAAAGCACAAAGAGAUAAAGAAACGGAUAGCGUGUUGCCAUAUGUUGAUACAUUGAUGGAUCUUGGACUCCCUGAUGAGAAAAGAAAGCUUGAAGAAGAGGAAAUAGUUAGUUUAUUAUCAGAAAUUCUCAAUGGAGGCACAGAAACUACAGCUACAGCUCUGCAGUGGAUCAUGGCGAAUUUAGUUAAAUACCCACAUAUCCAAGAAAAGCUAUACAUGGAAAUUAGAAGGAUAGUCGGAGAAGGAGAGGAUUUGAUCAAAGAAGAUGAAUUGCAAAAGAUGCCUUUUCUAAAAGCGGUGAUUUUAGAAGGUUUAAGACGGCAUCCUCCGGCACACAUGGUGGUGCCACAUGCGGUUACUGAAGAUACGGUACUAGACAAAUAUUUGAUACCAAAGAAUGGGACUGUGAAUUUCAUGGUAGCAGAGAUGGGGUGGGAUUCGAAGGUGUGGAAGGAUCCUAUGGCGUUUAAGCCAGAGAGGUUUAUGGGCAGUGAGUAUGAGCAUGAAGUGUUUGAUAUAACCGGGAGUAGGGAGAUUAAGAUGAUGCCGUUUGGAUUGGGAAGGAGAAUGUGCCCUGGACAUGGUUUGGCAAUGCUACAUUUAGAGUAUCUGGUGGCUAAUAUGGUGUGGAGUCAUGAAUGGAAAGGAAUGGAUGGAAACGGUGUUGAUCUAUCAGAGAAGCUGGAGUUUUCAGUAGUGAUGAAGAAUCCAUUACAGGCUCAGAUAUCUCCUCGCCGGCGCCAUAAGUUAAUCAUUGACAAGAUUUAAGUCUUAUACGCCUUUGUUACGUAAUUUCGCUUCCUUCCCAAGCAUGCUGUGAGUUCUCGAACAACUUAUUGAUUCUCGAAUUUCUUUUGUAUGCAUAUAAGAACUCCUGCCUAGAUGAUGUAUCAUCUCACGUGAUUGUAGAUUUACGUCAAAUAUUAAUGGUUUUCUUAUAUAAAUUAAUUGAAAUGUUAAUAAUUUUUAUUUAAUACAUCUUAAAAUUCACUUAAAUAGUAAAUUUGGAUCUAAAUAAAAAUUACUUAUCCUUAAAAUAUUUGAAGAUGCUUAUACUUUUAAGAAUUAGUGAAGCCUAAUUGGAUAAAAUAACUUUCAAUUCCAAAAACAAAGGACUUAGCGUUCUGAUUUGAACUUCCUAUAACCACUCAAGUAUAGUAGCAUUCCAGGUGGGGGCACUUUAUAUUUUUCUUUCCAUCGAUUACGGCAUCAAACGCCGUCCAAUUAGUACCAUCCUGAUUGAAUAAUG
Ricinus communis (castor bean) is the source of this 2231-nucleotide messenger RNA. Its product is annotated as cytochrome P450 89A2. Gene Ontology annotation, molecular function: oxidoreductase activity, acting on paired donors, with incorporation or reduction of molecular oxygen, NAD(P)H as one donor, and incorporation of one atom of oxygen; heme binding; iron ion binding. Bases 206 to 1750 code for a protein of 514 amino acids. Gene Ontology annotation, cellular component: membrane. The record is from RefSeq and is a predicted model, not a curated record. The transcript has a single exon. Lineage: Eukaryota; Viridiplantae; Streptophyta; Magnoliopsida; Malpighiales; Euphorbiaceae.